Molecule: messenger RNA, 545 nt
Organism: Nerophis ophidion (straightnose pipefish)
Lineage: Eukaryota; Metazoa; Chordata; Actinopteri; Syngnathiformes; Syngnathidae
Product: small ribosomal subunit protein eS17
Exons: 5
Coding region: 30-515 (161 amino acids)
Biological process (GO): translation
Cellular component (GO): ribosome
Molecular function (GO): structural constituent of ribosome
Source: RefSeq, a predicted model, not a curated record
CUCCCAACCAAAAGAUGGCGUAGAAUCAGAUGCCUUUGACUCGACUUCCGCCGGAUCGUUUAUACCUUCACCGGAAGUGUAUUUGUCCUCUUCUACCAGGCCGAUCCAUCAUGGGACGUGUCAGGACCAAGACGGUGAAGAAGGCCGCCAGGGUCAUCAUCGAGAAAUACUACACUCGACUGGGUAAUGACUUCCACACCAACAAAAGGGUGUGUGAGGAGAUCGCCAUUAUUCCCAGCAAGAAGCUCCGCAACAAGAUAGCCGGAUAUGUGACACAUCUGAUGAAGCGCAUCCAGAGAGGCCCCGUCCGAGGAAUCUCCAUCAAACUGCAGGAGGAGGAGCGAGAGAGGAGGGACAACUAUGUUCCUGAGGUGUCCGCCUUGGAUCAGGAGCUGAUCGAAGUUGAUCCCGACACCAAAGAGAUGCUGAAGCUGCUGGACUUUGGCGGUCUAUCCAACCUACAGGUGACUCAGCAAACAGUCGGCAUGAACUUCAAGCAGCCUCGAGAAAAUUAAAUCUUCUAAUAAAACCUUGUGGAAACACAA